UUGAGCCUCGGGGUUGUCAUGGCGAUGAUGGUUGCCCGGGUGGAUGGGGCGCGGGUGCUGAGUGGUCAGACGGUGUGUUCGGGUGGUCCGGGGCGUCCCUGCUAUAAGAUCGCGUAUUUCCACGACGUGUCGAGUCGCGUGGCGUUCAAGGAAGCGCGCCGAGCCUGCGAGAUGGACGGAGGGUCGCUGCUCAGCAUCGAGAGCCUGGCCGAGCAGACGGACAUUGAGAACCUGCUGCAGGAGCUAUGUUCAGGAGCAGUGGGUGGUGCCGGAGAAGGAGGUAUAGCGGACGGCGAUUUCUGGAUCGGUCUGACUCGGGUGGACGGAGUCAAUCAGGCUCAGCCCGAACUCAGCAACACCUUCACUUCCUGUCCACAGCUCUACCACUGGACCGACGGCAGCCCCGCCUCCUUCAGGAACUGGUAUUUUGACGAGCCGUCCUGUGGAGGAGAGGCCUGCGUCGUCAUGUACCAUCAGCCAACUGCGCUACCUGGUCUGGGCGGGACUUAUCUCUACCAGUGGAACGAUGACCGCUGCAACAUGAAACACAACUUCAUCUGCAAAUACAAACCAGAGAGCCACGGUGUGACGGGUCACACACCUGGAGGGCAGAGCACAGAGGCGACAGCCGGUGGAGGUGUGGUCAAACCGUCUGCAGGCACUAAGGUGGUUCCCCCUCAGGUGACCACGGCUGGAGCUUCAGGUAUGUUACUGGUCUACGUGAUUAUUCCAACAAUCCCUCUGCUGCUGCUCAUCCUGGUGGCUUCUGGGACAUGUUGUUUUCAGAUGCUCAGUAGAAGUAAUCCCCGCACAAAGACCGCCACCGACCAGUCAAAUCUGUGGAUCUCCAGGACGCCCAAACCCGACAGCAUGGAGGUGUGA
Xiphias gladius (swordfish) is the source of this 882-nucleotide messenger RNA. It is a transcript of the gene chodl, whose product is annotated as chondrolectin. Gene Ontology annotation, biological process: positive regulation of axonogenesis. The transcript is spliced from 8 exons. Bases 19 to 882 code for a protein of 287 amino acids. The record is from RefSeq and is a predicted model, not a curated record. NCBI's taxonomy places the organism in Eukaryota, Metazoa, Chordata, Actinopteri, Istiophoriformes, Xiphiidae. Gene Ontology annotation, cellular component: cytoplasm.